AUGCAAGUCAAAUCUGGAGCUAGGGAUGCAGAUUCUCCUUACAUUUGUGAGUUUCAUAAAGGUAAUUCAAAACUACAACUGUCUUAAAGAGAGUAAUUAAGGUACAGGGAAUUCCUGAAACGCUAAGAUGUUAUCACUAUGGAUCCUGCAGGUUUCACUAAUAUUAGAAAAGAAGUGGCUUUGUGCUAGAAGCUUUAAUGUAAGGCCAAUGUGAUUGACAAUGGGCCCUUCCCUAUUACGCUGGCAUUUUCUUUGGCCUACUUUGGCUCACGGAGCAAUUCAUAUGGCACUUUUCCACAAAAAGAAAUUGUAGCAAAACGUAACAUUUUCCGCCAAUUUUAUCAACAUUUUUGUUGUCAAAAGAAUGAAUUUCCUUGCUGUUUGUGUUCUUUGUGUUUGUGUGCUCCUUUAAAGAACUUCAGGAAACUGAACUUCUCCAAGCUCUCCACAUAUAUGCUGUCUCUCCAUUAUAGUUGCGCCUUCGAACGCCUUGCAGGUCAGCGGUUAGUUUGCCUAGGUUGUACCCAGCCCUUGCUAAAAAUCAAACCAAGAUGGCUUCAGCAGGCGUUCAGCUUUCUUGGAAGAGUAAAAUGCCAGUUUUAACAGUUGCGAACAUAAUCGAAAAAGGGUUAAAAUGAUCAGACGAAACGAUGAGUAGAAAUGCUACCCACUUAUGGUAUUGUAAGUGAAGCGUAAUCAUGUUUGUGUUAUAUCAAUAAGUUUUGAUUUUGCGACAUCAUUGAAAGCAAUGAUAAUUUAAAUAGAUUUGGCUAUGCAAAUAAUGUUACUAUACAGUAUUAUUAUUGAUAGAUUAUUGUACCUUCACAUAAAAACUAGCCGUUUGUUUGUAGCGUUUCCUUUACAUUUGAUAACAAAAUAGGUAAACUUAUGUACAGACGCCUUUAUCUAAAAGCUUCAGGAAAUUCACGCUAAUUGACUAGAGGUCUAUACCAUAACUCUUGAUCGAUUUAAGUUGCCACUUUAUUUUGAUCAUCUAUGAAACUAUGAAGCUUCUUACAAUCAAGAUGAAUUUUUGCUUCCAGUAUUAUGAAUGAAGUUUGGUCGAGAAAAAAAAUACAUCUUAGGCCACCAAAUACUCCAUUUUAGCCCAUAGUGCCCGGAAAAGAGUUAAUAACUGUCAUAAUAUACAGGUCUUAGGUUUACCCUCGGGUAAAAACGAUUGCAGGUUUAUAACUGAUAGUUUGCCCGCCUGCUAUCUGUAUCAGUAACAGGAGUAACAGUAAUUGAAAAUACCUCCAGUCAUGGGCUUUGCUUUAAUCGAAGGUAUUAUGUUUCUUUUAGAGAUUUGAUCUAUUCCUAAACUUAUUUUGUGUUGUAGCUGUUUUAUGCGUUCUUUACAACAGAAUGUCCUAUUUAUGCUAAAAAAUUCUUUUUUUCCCCCUAAAUUUAUCAAUAUCAGUGGUAACAUCAUCACUCUCACCGUUACCUGCUGCACCCUCUGCACCAUUGAUGUCGACAUGGACACAAUCGGCUCUAUCACCGCAAGUGUCCUCAUCAUCGUCACCGAAAAAGUCGCCUUUGGAGUUUUCGUCGCCGUCGCACUCACCCUCACUCACGUCCUCGCCUUCAUCCACACCUUCGUCCUCGUUUUUACUCUCUAAAUCACCUUGUGCUUCGUUAUCACCGUCGUUGUCGCCAUCGCCAUUGCCAUCACCGUCCCCUCCGACUUCAACAUCGCCGUUGCCGUCGCCGUCGACGUCGACGUCGAGAACAAUUCAGAAGCUGGUGCGUACUCCAUUCAAUCAUAGCCCCUGUGCUUGUCUUUGGCCCAUAAGUGUAACUGUUACUUUCUCCUUUUUAGGUAAGGGAAUAUGUUUUUAAACUUGCAAGAAUAGAUGUCACCAGAAACAAUUCUAUACAGGUAUUUUAGUCUUUUUGGAAUUUUCAUUAGAGACUCAGAUCUAUUCUUUGACUUGCAUUAAUGCCAAGUAAUUAUCGUCUUAUUAUUACCUUACCAAAAUGUAUUUCAUAUAACUACAGGAGGCCAUAGGAGUUUUCGAGGACUUCUUCACAGGUAUUAAAAACAUCACGAAACCUGCUAUCAUUGAAGAGGCUGAAAUAAGAAGGAAAUCAAUUUUCAAGGUGGCAGUCAACUUCGAGAGAUAUGCUCUCAGUUAUAGCAAGCACCACCUGACUAGGAUGAGGUCUUUAGAAGUGAUAAAAAGCCGCAAAAUGGGUGAGUCGGAACACAACCAUCUUUUCAGAUCAGGGGUGAUAUAGCACUUGUCUAUCUACUGAGUGGGUGAGUGGUUCACAAAAUGGAUAACUGCUUAGAUGAUGUGACAGUUUAUACACAUGAUCUGUUGAGAAACGUCACUAUUGGAUCAAAUUAGUCAAUCUAUUCCCCGACUUGGACUUUUUGUUUUUCAAUUACGAUGGUAGAGGAAGGCAUUUGAAGAUAUUUCAAAAAGGAAAAAAAUAAACGCCUCUUAAAACUCUUCGCGUCGAUGUUUUUAUGAUCGUAAAGAACCGUAACUUUUGGGAGGUAAAGAAAAGAAAUGCCUUUGUGCGUUCACAUGUUAUUGUUUAGUUCAAUACCAGCUGAACCAUCCAUUAUUCUUUCUCCGUCAGUACUGGUUUUUAAAAAAGCCCACCGACAAAGUGCCAAUGACUUCUAUUUCGGAGAACAAGAAUUGAAAGCGAGCAUGAAAGUUUCCUCAGCAAAUUUUGCGAACAAUGGUUUGUGUUGACUACUUUUUUUAACCCUUAAUUUGCAAUGUACCUUUGUUUUCCUUCCAAAUAGCAAUUGGUUUGUCAAGUUGCAAAGAGAUCGAUAUCGUUUUCCUUUUUUUUUCCUUUAGUGUCGCUGGUUGUUGGGAUUGUGUACACGGAUCUCCAUGAAGUACUACUCACAAAUCAACCCAUCAGGGAUAAAACAGGAAAAGAAAGGUGGCGUUAUCUCUCUGAUUUUAUCAACCAAAUGCAGCUUUAAUUGCAUAUAAAAAAGAGAAAAUUGCGGGCUCAGCAAAAGUGAUGUUGAAAAAUUGUCAAAACCCAGCUGGUGUUUUGCUUGUCAAUUACCAUCAGCCAAUCAUCUAUGAAGUAACUGCGAAUUUGUCAUUGAUUUGAAAAGGGUCUUAGCUUGCCUUAUUCCCAAUGAUAACCAUACUUUCAACCUUUUCUGUUUUCAUUCAUAUUCAACUUUCUUCAUAGGCAUUUGGACUCCAGGAUAAUAGCUGUAGCUAUGGAUCCAAAACCGGAAGCAUUGCAAGAAAAUGUCAUCCUCAAGUUCAGAAAUCUCAGGGUAACAGAGAUAGUAAAAUUAAGACUAGUUAAUCUGCGUUAAGUCUAUUCUGAAGAUUUAAAAUGUAUUUUUUAAGGCUGAUGAAGGAGAGAAGAAAUGCGUGUUUUGGAGUGGCUUCAGUGAAAGGUAAGGAACUGGAAUAUAUCUUUUUUCCCCGGCGGUAAAUUGUUUCUUGGCGGCAAAUCAGGUAGACAGGUUAAGGAGUAUUUUGCGUAAAUAUCAACAAUCGAAAUCAUAAGUCAACAAAAGCGUUUAGGUUCUGAACUCGGUAGGAGAAGGAAAUAAUUGUUUCUUUUUGUUCCGCUUUUCUUUAAUAUUUCUUGCGUGAUUAGGUACCUUUUGUAUUUUUUCUGUUUUCUCUUUUUUGCAGCUCAGACGGAUAUUCAGAGAGAGGAUGUCACGUUGUAAAAUCGAAAAAACACUUACCAGACACAGUUUGCAGCUGCAAUCAUUUGACCCAUUUUGCCGUUUUAGUCGAUUACAACGGUAGCCCUAAGGUAAUCGUAUCUUUAACAUUUUUAAUACAAUCCCUUUGAUUUUGGUAACAUUCUUUUUUAUUAUAAUGAAAUUUGUGUCACAGCUCACCGAGAAGGACACAACCAUACUGGAAAUUAUCACUUACGUAGGAUUAAGCCUUUCCACGACGGGGAUACUUUUGACAAUUAUAGCCUAUUACUUCCUCACGUGAGUACUGUAGGUGGACUAUUUAAGGAUUAAUCAAAACUCUAAGAAAAUUCGCACGUAAUUGGCUAUCACCAGCCCGAUUUCAGCACUAAUAGGACAGUGUGUGCGUCAUGCUUGAAAUUGGAAGGUAUAAUAGGACAGUUAAAGGGACAGUUUAGACGCCAUGGCCUUGCGAGUGGACAAAACACGUCAUGUGAACGCGUUGUUGACUCGCAUUUUGACAAGUUAACUGUAUCUUUUUUUUAUGAAAACGUAUAACCAAUGUCUAGUUUUUUUUUUUCUAAAAAAUUUUGAACCUUGAAAAAUUGUCGCAGCAAUGCUUAUGAUAAUGAUUAUAUUUGCUAUGGAUAUGGAAGAAUAAAAUAAAGAUAAAAUUUUUCCUCUUCAGUGGCAGUAGUAAUUUAAUUGCCUCAUCUGCUACGACAUGAAAUGAGUAUUAUACGUUAUCAUAGAAUUAUUCGAUUCGUUUUGUUUGUUUGUGUGUUUGUUUUUAUUUUGGUUUUUUUACUAGUGAUGUUGAUCAACCUCUGUCUCAAAUACGGUUGAAUCUCUCUGUGGCCAUCGGAGCUGGACAAAUAAUCUUUCUCGCCGGGAUAAACUCCACGAGAGACACGGUGAGUCAUUUAUAAAUCCCUUAUUUGAAAAAAAAAAAAAAUUUUAAAGCUUAUUAAAUUUUGUAAAUAGGAGAGUAAAAAAAAACCUAAUUUUUUCUCUGGCAGACUGCUUGUGUCGCAGUAGCAGCUCUGACGCAGUAUUUCCUAAUGGCUGCUUUCUGUUGGAUGCUGAUCGAGGCAAUUUAUCUCUAUCUGCUUGUUGUGAAAGUUUACAACAUCACCGAAAAGAUGCACAUGUUUCACGUCAUCUCAUGGGGUACGUUACUUUAAUUGUUGUGAGUUAUUGCUACCUUCCUCAUUUUGAAUCGCUUCUGAUUGGAUAUGUAAUUCCGUGAGUUAUGUAGACUUCCUCCUAUUUAUACUCAGGUUUACCCAUCAUCAUGGUCGGUAUUUCAUUAAGCAUCGCCGCUGGAAAAGAGGAAAUUCAAAGCUAUACCAGUGAUAAAUAGUAAGAAGUUCCCUCUCUACUAGUCUCAUAUCCUUCUCCGUCUUUUCCGUCUUUCACAUAAACUCAUUUUUUUCGUGUGUGUUUUGACUAAUGUUUCGCUUCUAAGGUGUUUUGACACGGGGAGGUUGAAGGAGCUAUUUCGUUCAAAUCCGUCUUUUUUUUGUCCUCAUCUCAUUUCAAGCUGCUGGCUGUCCUCCGCUGACAACCUGAUCUGGAUAUUCAUCGCAUUUGUGGCGUUCAUUGAAGGUGUAAGUCGACCAAUGAUAGAUUCUUCAUUAUUUCUUUAAUGUACCAGGAAGAACGCAUUUCUAUUCUCGACGACCAUACUCAAAGUUUGCAAUAUUUCUAUUACUAAUCACUCACACGAUUUUUACAGUAUUUCUGAUUUUAGCAGUAUGAAGGAACGCUUUUCAUUUAUGAACCUGUUCGCUUUAGCUGUCUAGUCUCUCUUGGAGAAUCGGGGCACGUAACUCGAAGACUCGGAUUGGGGAUUCACAAUUUUCCUUUUUACGACGCUUCUGACAAGACAGAUAAAUUUUUUUUUCUAUUUAACGAUAUCUUAUGAUUAAAAGUAUCAAUUUUUUGUUUCAGCUCAACAUUUCGAUACUGGUCCGAGUCAUAAAGGAGAUGACCACACUUGUACAACCUAUAGAAGAAGCCAACCAUAUUCAGCAAAUACGGUAGGAUCUAAACUUUAACAUUUGACCAAACGAUUGAAAUGAGUGCAAUAAGGGAAAAACAAGCACACGAAAACGAAUUGUUAUAGGAGCGAGCUCUGAGGUAUCUGGCUAAUUCAGUUGGUUCCCUACUAGUUAAUCAUAAACAACGAGGCGUUACGACUUCAACUGAAAGGUCGACUACGAACGUCUAAAUCCACAAGUCACGUAUUGUCAUUAAUCUUCAGACUUGGCGUAAGAACAUGCCUAGUGAUGUUUCCACUGCUGGGCGUUACGUGGCUAUUUGGUCUUUUUUUACCAUUACACAAAGCUUUCGCCUACAUUUUCACCAUCUUCAAUUCUACGCAGGUGAGCUUAUGAGUAAAACUGUCGAUUAUCAGUUGUCUGUAUGAAUACAUUAAUGCUCAUACUACUUAUAUGCCAAAACCAGAUCCUCUCAUAUCCAUCAUAUUAUAUUUUCGUGAAAAAAACCUUGGAAACAAAGAGCAUUCAAUUAGCCAAUCAAUAUGAAAAAAUUAUCCUUUGGUUUAUGAGACAUGCAACUUGCUUUAGCAAAUUUUUUUCACCCUUUUUAUUACGUUUUAUAAGAAAACUAUACGUGAUGAUAAACUCACUGCAUCAAAUAUCUCAUACGACCCUCUAUCACUGCUCGUCAAAAUCGACAAAUUAAGGCUGAUCUUGAAAUAAUUUUCUGUUUUAGGGUUUCCUGAUUUUCGCCCUUCACUGCUUGCGAAACAGCCAGGUGAGACGGAUACGAACCUGAGGAUACACACCAAGAACAUGAUAUUGAUUUUGAUAUAAAUCAAGAUUUGAGUGCUCAGUAACUUAUAUUUUGUCGCCUGUACAUCAACAGAUUAGAGAGCGAUUGAAAAAGAAGAUGAACACCAUUUUCCCAGCUACUGUGGAUCAUGGAAAGAAAACCUCAAAAAUUGAUCCAAAUGAUGCCGGCGAUAUGUGGGCAGUUGAAUUGCAGUCUUUCAAUGAGUAGCUCUUUAUUUGGAAAAAAGAAACGAUUCAAUCGACUUUUGGGAAUAUGCAGUCACUUAGUAUGAUAGAGCUGACGACGGUAGAUCGAUGUUCAAUCUCGAUGCGUUAGUUAAGUUAGGUCGUUCUGGUUCACAUCGUUAGUCAUUAAUUAUAAUGAUGUCAUGAAAACUUAAGUCGUCCUUAUAGUGCAGGGAGGUGUUGAGAUAAGUUAACAUUUAGAAGAGCAGCGAAUGGCAUCCGAAAAAUCGUGAGUCUUGUACGAUCAUGAAAUCUCGCCUCAAAGUCUCGCGUCUGUUUUUAUGGCCGAUAGUCUCUUUGAAAGGUGGCUAGAGCAGCUUGAAGCCAACGCCACAAGCGACAAAAGUCAGUCCGCGGGCCUUAGCUUAAAUAGAAUCCGACAUAAUGCUAUGAAUAAUGCUACAUUAAGUUAUAAUAAAUGAAUAAUUAUGAUGUUUGUCUUUUAUCUUCAGCACUCGUGAAAAGCAUAUUUUGGCUAAAAAUGAAAAAUUGGGAUCCACCCAUGUGCCUCAUCAUUUGACGUAAACUAACGC
This is a messenger RNA of Pocillopora meandrina, 7226 nucleotides long. The record is from the annotation of a GenBank genome assembly. NCBI's taxonomy places the organism in Eukaryota, Metazoa, Cnidaria, Anthozoa, Scleractinia, Pocilloporidae.